This is a messenger RNA of Protomyces lactucae-debilis, 864 nucleotides long. RefSeq names its product PPPDE putative peptidase domain-containing protein. The coding region runs from base 74 to 790 and encodes 238 amino acids. Gene Ontology annotation, molecular function: deubiquitinase activity. The transcript has 2 exons. NCBI's taxonomy places the organism in Eukaryota, Fungi, Ascomycota, Taphrinomycetes, Taphrinales, Protomycetaceae. The record is from RefSeq and is a predicted model, not a curated record. Gene Ontology annotation, biological process: protein deubiquitination.
ACGACAUCAUCCAGCACGAUCAACUAUCAGGCCUGUCGCAUUAGCUCUUGCAGCAAGGGCGCUGGAGUAAAUCAUGUCGCCAGCUCGUAAAGAUCCCUGCAGAUACCCUAUCCAAGUCAAUGUCUACGAUCUCAUGCCGCCGUCCAAGCUAAGUGCAUUCUUAUGGACAACUGGACUGUCCAUUAAUCACUCUGGCGUAGUCAUCAAUGAGGUCGAAUGGGCGUUCGGCGGACACGAUGUAGAAGGCAUCACAGGCGUAUAUCCAUCACGACCAAAGGAAGUGCCCGAAAAUGCAGUCUACAAGUGUACAAUUGACGUGGGCAUCUGCUUGCUAUCGCUCAAGGAGAUUGAGGCAAAACUGGAGCGCAUCAAGAAGGAGUUUACAGGACCAUCGUAUAAUCUACUCACCAACAACUGCAAUCACUUUGUCCAACGCGUAUGCGCAGACUUGUGCAGCUCAAGCCCACCUGCAUGGAUAAAUCGCAUAGCAGGGAUUGGUGCUAUGAUGCCGCUGUGCGUGUCAGAAGCAUGGGUUGCCCCGCCAGUCGCGGACCCGGAUGCAGAAUGGAACGAGCAUGACGAUGAUCACACACGCUUACUGCCACCUAGUGAAGUGGCGCCUAUGCAAGCCAAACCGAGUCGACCCCAAGCCAGAGACGAACCGCAUGGGCGAGUGUCAUUCUCGCGGACGGUGUCAGAGUAUACUGAUUUGGACAACGAUGAGGCGUUAGCGGAUCGUGACUUGACGUCUGCAUCUGGAGGUUUCAGAAUUGAUGUUGGCAGUCGCUGAGGCGCUUCAACUUCUGUUGUACAAUAGCAUUUUGUGCCUUUAGCUCUGGCGUUGUUCUAAUCAAUACUUUGCGA